Pectinophora gossypiella (pink bollworm) is the source of this 4853-nucleotide messenger RNA. Its product is annotated as ras-GEF domain-containing family member 1B-like. The record is from RefSeq and is a predicted model, not a curated record. The transcript is spliced from 12 exons. Gene Ontology annotation, cellular component: plasma membrane. Gene Ontology annotation, biological process: positive regulation of GTPase activity; Ras protein signal transduction. Bases 244 to 1926 code for a protein of 560 amino acids. Gene Ontology annotation, molecular function: guanyl-nucleotide exchange factor activity. Lineage: Eukaryota; Metazoa; Arthropoda; Insecta; Lepidoptera; Gelechiidae.
UGUCGCUCGGUAGCUAUGUAUGUAUUGGCGCUAUUUUACGUCUAAAAUAAUUAUAAUUUGUUUGUAGUUUCUUGAUUUUUAAAGAAGUGGAAGGUCUAAGUGCAUCAAUUGAUGUUAUACUAGUAUUUAACGAAGCCGUUAAUACAUCAGGUUUUAGCAAAGAUAUUGCAAAGAGUUCCUUUAUGUAAACACUACAGGACAAAUUUAGGGUUUAGCCCUAACACAAUUGCAUUAAGGAAUUGAAUGGCUAUGUAUUAUUACGCAAGUAAACUGAACGAGGCUUCAUGUAGUGGCUGCAACAUAAAAGUGCCGCCGGCACCAACAGAACCUGCACCGGCCCCACCGCCCCCGACCGAUCAUGCCCCUCUUCCUCCUAACCCAGCUCUCCUCCACGGCACUGGACUCUCCUACUAUGAUAAUGAUGACUACUAUUCUAUGGUCAGAGGCAACAAGUUCAUAUCUGAAACCACUUGUAAACACAUUGUGAUGAAUGGUGGAAUAAAUUUUAUUGCUGCACAGAAAGGAGACAAUCCACAGUUGGCAGGUGUCCUAUCACCGGGAGUAAAGGCACUUACAGCAUUGCCUUAUGUUAAUUGUCCACCAGAGAAGCUUGAUGUGGAAUAUAAAGAUGGACAAAUAGUCAGUGCCACUUUGGAUGCUCUCGUAGAUAUGCUUCGACCUGGAGCAAGCAAAUCUUUUACAUUCACCUUCCUUCUAUGUUCACGUCUUUUUGUUAAGCCACAUGAAUUGCUAAACAAAUUGUGUAAACGAUAUUUCAAAAAUUAUGAUAAGAUUGGAAAAACGGAAGUAAAAGAUUUGGUUGAAAAGGAGUUGACAGACAUGGUUGCCCUAGUCAGGGUGUUAAAUCAAUGGACUAGUAUGUUUCCCUAUGAUUUUCGUGAUGACAGAGUUAUGGCACUGGUGCGGAGUAUAACUCAAAGAUGUGCAGCUGAACACAUGGCGUCGGUCAGAACAGAAGUAUCAACGAUGUUAGAAAAACUUCUAGAUAAAUUGACAGCUUUGGAGCAGUAUGAAGAAACUCUAGUGGAAAUACCGCAAGUGGCAUCGGUUGAUCAAUUACCACAAGGAGAUAUUUUAACACUGGGAUUGACACCUGCAGAAUUAGCAAAUCAGUUGACGAUUGUGGAGCUCCACAAGUUAUCAUUUGUAGGCCCUGAAGAGUUUGUUCAGACAUUCGCUCCAGUGCAACCUGCGCCACAAGCCCCAACUAAUGGAAAAAACACAAUUAAUCUACAUCAUAAUGAGGGCAAAAGCACAAGGAACUUGGAAGCUUAUGCAGACUGGUUUAACAGGCUGAGCUACUUGGUGGCCACAGAUAUACUAAAAGCUACAAAGAGCAAAUACAGAGCGCGCGUAAUAGAACAGUGGGUAAUGACAGCGAGAGAGUGCUUCAAUCUUGGGAAUUUUAACUCCCUUAUGGCUAUCAUCAGUGCAUUGAACAUGUCUCCAAUAUCAAGACUUAAGAAAACGUGGAGCCGCACAUCAGCAGUGUGUGGUCAGCAACUAAGGCAGCUGGAACUAUGUGUGGAGCCCAGCGGAAAUCACGCGAGGUAUCGUGCAGCCCUGGCAGCCGCGCCUACUGAAACGGCUGUGCCGCUGUUGUCCGUCACUUGCAGGGAUCUCCACUUUGCCAAUCAAGGUUCUCCAUCCAAGUUGCCGGGGAACCGCGUGAAUUUCGAGAAGUGCACGCUGCUGGCGCGGCACGUGAACAGCCAGCUGGCGGCGCGGCGGCUGACGGGUGAUGAGCCGCCGCCCCAGCCGCCCGCGCCGUUGCCCGCGCGCCGCUUGUUCGCCGACCGACCCGCGCUACGCGAAAACGCGUUGGAGCUGAUAUCAUUCGAGCGAGAGCCUCCCGUGGACCAUUUGGAGAAAGAACGCUUGAAACGUCUUCGUGGGGCUACUUAAAUGUAAUGUAAACUCCCAGUAAUUUACCCAGCUACUUUACUAACACAGGUAAUAAGACACAUACUUUCCCCUUGAAAUAAUAUUUUUUGAAGACAGUUCUCAAAGACGAAACUCAAGACGGGUAUAGUCAUGAGUAAUAUCAUGUACCCACUUUAGAACCCGCGCUAUCAAAUUUGACAUUUAAUGACACAUGGUAUCAAAGUGUAUACAUAUUAGUACUCGUGACCGUACAGGAUGUACAAAUUUGUAACAACCUGUAAGUAUUUGACAGAUAUCUAGUAGGACAGGGCCAUAAUAUACACCUUUACGUAUGCAUUACUACCGGUUCUACUUACCGGUGAUAUUCGAAAAUGCAUUUUCCGCAAAAGUUCAUCUAGGUAAGCAUCUUAAGUUCAAAGUUAAAUUAAAUGUGAUCUUCAGAUGCAUAAAAGUUUGUUCCCUGGCUUGUUUCUUCUUAAAAUUACGCGCAUAUUAUAAAAUAUGGGACGUAAAAAUACGGAAUUAAACCUUUUUUUCAAUUGACUUCAAAUAAGGAGGACAAUUUGGUUGAAUUUUUUUUUGAACAACGCAGCGUAUACUUGUAAUGUUUGUACUUAAUAUAUCAGUCAAAAAAUAUUUCUAAGUGUCGUUUAUAUUGACCAAUGCGCGGAGUAUUUAGUGUGCGUUUAACGCGACUAACUCCUAAAAUUUUGCGUUUGCGUUCACAUUUCUUCGCUGUGCCACUAAAAAAAACCAUUGUUGUGGACGUACCUUAAAAUUUUUUUAUGGUUAUGUAUGAUGAAGCGAUCCAAAAUCAAGUUCCUUGUGAAUGAACAGUAUUUUUAUUAAUUUUAAAAACUACUUUGAAUAUAUACCGUUGGAAUAUUUGUUGUUUGUAAUCCAAUGCUGAUCUCAUUAAUUUUGAAUUAUAUAUCUAUAUAUCUUCUACCUAAUUUAUGUCGUAAUGUACAUUUAAAUGUGUGUGUGAGAAGUAUGUUUAUUUAUUUUUUGGAUAAGUUUUUAACUCAGUGUGUAUCUGAUAAAGCGGUGUGUGUUAUUUGAGUAAUAAAAAAUAAGGAAAUGAGAUUAUUGUGCACGUACACGUUAUACUAACGUAAAUCAUAUUCUGAGGAGAAAUCAGUUGUUUGAUAGUUCAAAAAUUCUAUAACACUUACUUAUAAUUAAAAUCCCAGAGUCGUGUUUGUAAUACCUGAAUUAAAUGUUUAAAAUAGUUUAUAAUCAGUGUAAAUGGUUACUACUGUGGCUCAAAACGCAUUUGCGAACAUUUGUCUGAAAUUACUUUGCGAAUGUUGUAGUUGGAAAAAAAUAUUUUUAAUAUACAAUUGGUAGGUAAGUAUAUAAUAUUCAUAUCGGUGUGGUAAAUAAAUAAUAUACUUAUAUGGGUACAGUCUUCGAUUUCAUAGUAUGGUUCAAUAAGUAUUUAAAUCGUCCCUGAAGAAUAUUAUUUAUAAUAUUAAUACUUAAUAUUUCACUUUACAUGUUGUAAGCACUUACAAAGACGAUGAAUCCCACCAAAAUAUUAUCUUAGGCAGUAAAAUACCUUUUCCAACUUGUCACUAUUUUUAAGCUUCAACUAAUUGUACUUAGAGGAACAUUUACUUACAGGCUUCUCAUAAUUAUACCUACUGUGUUCAAUCAUUUUGCAUUGAGAUCAAAACUGAUUGUGUUUUGUCAAUCUAGGAAAUACGUACAAACUUUGGUUGCCAUGUUAGUUAUACUUUCGGCUUCUACGGCUAUGUUAUUUAACGGUACUCGUUAGUACCAAAAUCAUAGACUUAACUAGGAUUAAGAUAUAUUUUUAAUAUUUAUUUUAUAGGAGUUCAGAAACUUCAGAGUCCCAAAUACCACUGUACUUGGUGGAGUACUUUCCUGUCUCAUAUGACAUACUUAUUUCAAAAAGAAAUAUAAACAAAAUUGUUAAGUAUGAAUAAUAAUACUUGAAUAGUCACGAUACAGUAUCAGAUUCAGUAGUCCAUCUUUAAUUAUUUUUUGAGAAGGUUUUAUUCAAAAAGGAAUAUUAUAUACAUAAUAGUAAGAAGUUUAAUUUGGAAAACAAGUGCACGUACCGCCGGGGUCAUGACGUCAUCAUAUUUAGUUACUAGAAACCCUGUUACCUUGUAAUGAAUACAUUCCACAACGUCUGACUGAAAUUAUUUUUAAUUGUGAUGGUUUAGCGUGAAUCUCAGUUUUGUAAGCAUAACUGUGAACAGUAUUGGUUAUUGCUUUAAUAUAAUUAAUUACGAAACCUAAUAGUAAAUUAAAUCAAAAAUAAGUAUAAUUAAUGUAAAGAAAUAUUAUUUAUUUUUCGGAAAAGUUGGAUUAUAAUUAUAGGUAACUAAAAUGUUAACGCGAUUUUAUCUACGGCAUCAUUUUGUCCUGUGAUAUUUAUACCUGCAUACAAGAUUAAUUUGUGUAACUUGUAUUCACCAUAGUAGUGUUCCAGAUAGUUCGGAUGUAAUACAAAUAUAUUUCGAAAAGAUUAAAAAUGAUAAAUAUACUAGUUUAAGAGUUUACCUUAAUUACUUAAUGUAAAAUCACUUAUAAUAAAUAUAAAAUUAUCUAAAUGCUGCGAACAAGUAUUUAUUACUGAGUCAUCGGAGAUUAAUUUCUGUACUAAAAUAAUAUAAUUGUCGUUAAUAGUGACUAAAUUUAUUCUAAAUUAUAAAAUAAGAUAUUUUUCUUCUAAAUAAUAAAUAUUUUAUUUAAUAUUGAAUGUCAUGAAUUUUUAACUUCAAUUUUAAGCUCCGGAACACAAUUUCUUAUUUAUAUUAAUUAGUAAAUACUUACUUACUAAACCAAUUGUUUAACAACAGUAAAACUAUCCUUGCAUGUUGCUGUUCAUUCUUGAUGUCAAAAUAUAUAAAUUAAUAUUUGUGCUGCUAUAAACUUAUUGUAAUUGAUUAUGUCAAUAAAAUGUAUCAAUGAAU